This is a messenger RNA of Rhodotorula toruloides NP11, 2499 nucleotides long. Its product is annotated as F-box domain contaning protein. Gene Ontology annotation, molecular function: protein binding. NCBI's taxonomy places the organism in Eukaryota, Fungi, Basidiomycota, Microbotryomycetes, Sporidiobolales, Sporidiobolaceae. Bases 1 to 2499 code for a protein of 832 amino acids. The transcript has 12 exons. The record is from RefSeq and is a predicted model, not a curated record.
AUGACUGGACGUACCAAACACCCGCGUAGGGCGAGUACGAGGGUGUCGUACGCCGUCGCACGCGAUUCCGAGGACGAGGGAGGAGAGGAAGAGAGGGAAACUGAUGAGGAGGUUGUCCCGAAGAGGCGCGACAAGGGCAAGGGCCGUGCGAUUGAGGUCUUCGACUCGGAUGAGGGUGAGGAGGACGAGGACGAGACGAGCGAGGACGACGCGAGCGACUGGGAGGAGUCGCGGAAGAAGACGAAGAAGUUCAAGUCGACCGACAGGAAGGGCGGCAAGGGUGGAGGAGCCGGGGCGGUGAAGAAGGGAGGGAAGAAGGGCAGGGACGUCGGGAGGCUCGAGGUCAUGAAGAUGCUCCCGCUCGAGUUGCUCGUCGAGAUCUUUUCGCACCUCGACCCGAAUGACCUCCUCGCGCUCAGCAUGGUCAACAAGCAGUACCGCUCGCUCCUCACGUCGCCGGGCUCGAAGAAGGUGUGGGAAGCGUCGCGCAAGAGGCUUGGGAUGGACGACGCGAACGCUGGUGACUUGACGGAGUGGCAGUAUGCGCAACUUGUCUACGGGAGGGUCUGCCAGGACUGCGGCGCCAGGAACAUUCAGCACGCAGACUUCUACCUCCGCAAGCGCCUCUGCUCUGGCUUCCGCAUCAAAAGAGUCGUCGACCUCGGCUCGCUCAGUCGCGUUCAUGCCAAGCUCGCGGCGAAGCUUCACCCGAAGACUUUCGCCUUCAAGGUCGAACCGCAAGUCCAUCAUUGGCGCAGGAAAAUGUCCGGUAUCGACGGCGAGCGCGCCCACCUCGACGAUCUUCUCGCCUACGAUCGCAUCCUCCGCGACCUCGAGCUGCAAGAGGAAGACGACUUGAUCGCCGCUGGCGAAGAGACCCCUCGUCGUGCGCCCAAGACGGCGCCUGCACCUCCUCCUGCGCCAACAUCCGCGCGCACCACUAGGCGUCGAGGCUCGAGGCCCAGCUACCGCGAUGAGAGCGAGUCGGAGGACGAGAAGCCGGAGUCGGCCCGCGUCGUCGAGUACGUCAAAGGUCGACAGGCGAUUCGCAAGGCUAUCGCGAAGGACGCCGAAGUCCUCAACAACGCUCAAAGGAGGGCGCAGGCUCAAUUGGACCUUGCGCGCGAGCUGAAGGCUCAGCAGAAGGCGCAAGGUCCGAGCUGGGCUCGUAGGGAGGCCAUCUUCGCUCGGGUCGUCGACCAAGGCUUCAAGCGAGUCGACAUCGACGCUUUGCGUGGACCGGUCGUCGACGAGACGACACCGCUCACCGACGAGCUCUGGAAGGACAUCGAAUCCAGCGUCAUUCAGUCUCUCAAACGCCAACGCAAGAAGCGUCUUGCGCUAGAAAAAAGAACACGCCAGAUCUCGGCGCAAAAGUCGCUUCGCCAGUACUACAACGCCUUCAAGCAGUCGCUUCCGUCUUCCGCACAGCCGUUCGUCCCUCUCUUCCUCGACUUUCUCGCCUUGCCGUCGGUCAAGGAGCUUUGGCAGGCGGGCGAGAGGGUCGUGGCGGAGAAGUGGGAAGCUCAGCUGGACGCAAUCCGCGAGGAAGUCGAGCACUUCCGCCUCGACCUGGCCCUUUACGCACGACAGGUCAUCCUCGCCGUGACGACUGACCCCGACAAGGCGGAAGACGCUUGCGAUUCGCCGGCCGAUGAUGGCGCCGGUCUCGACGAUGCUUUCUUCAACCGCGCUACGUCGAUCGUCUGCUGCGACUUCCCGAACUGUCCUAUCAAGGUCAAGGGCCCCUACGGCAGCUACUGGGACUUCUGGGGCAACGGCUAUAACGUCGAACGGCGUCCGCGCAGGACCUACGAGAGGCGCGAGGACGCCAUCGGCACUCUCGUCGCGGUCCUCGAGCACCAGCACGCCGACCACAACUCGGACACCCACCUCACCAAGGCGAGCCAGUUCUCCGCCGAGCCUCGCUUCCGCAUCACGCUCCCGCUCGAGGUCGCCUGCGCCAUUUCGGCUCUUAUCGACCUCGGCAACCUUGACUACGAGUCGGCCACCAAGAGCGAUCUCGACGAGCUCAACAAGGAGCACAACUUUGAGUGGGAGAACUCGAAGACGUACCAGCGCUUCUUCUAUGGGGACGACGCUUGGAAGGACCUCAUGUUCAUGGUUAAGCGUCGAGGAGAAAAGCUGGCGAAGCUCAAGGAACCCGAAGUCCUCGACCCGCCCUGCAUCGUCAUGAAGAAGUCGAGCUGGAAGCUCGAGCGUCGAGCCAGUAUAGCUAGCGAGGCCGCAAAAAAGGACGGAGAUGGAGCGCAUGACUCGGCGUCGGGUCAAGCUCGCUUGUCUGCCGAGUCGUCAGGCGAUGGCAAGGAGCCGUCCAUCAAGGUCCGCAACAGCUCGUCGGCGCCAGGUUAUAACGUCUUCGGGGGUGACGACUCCGAGGAGGACGACCAGGCCAGCGAGGAUGAGCAGCCGGCUCAGCGCAGCGUCAAGGUCGAGCGCGACGACUCGUCGGUCGGUAGCAGCGAGGAGGACGAGUGA